GCGUAGGAGCGCUUGCGGUAUGUGGGCCGUGCGAGCCGCCGUCCGCCCGGGGUCCUGGCUCUUUCGCGUGGCUCGCGGCUGCGGGGCUCCGAGGGCCGCGCCGCCGCUGUCGCCCUGCCCCGAGCGUGCGCUCGCCGCCUUCCGAGGGGGCCUGGGGUGCCCGGAGGGGCGAGGGGGUGGGGGGCGGGGACCACGUGCAGAUGGCCGGAGAAGUCGGACUGGAGGAAAGGAGGGUGAGGAGGAACCAGAAGCUGCGGAGGAGGAGGAAGAGGAGGAGGAGGAGCUGCUGAGGAGGGACCCUUUGCUGCCGGCGGGGACCCAGCGCGUGUGCUUGGUUCACCCUGACGUCAAGUGGGGGCCCGGGAAGCCGCCGGGGACCCGAGCUGAGUGGCAGGUGGUGGAGGCACAGGCGCUGGUGCACACGCUGGAUGGCUGGUCGGUGGUGGACACGGUGGUGGUGCCCACCAAAACGCCAGACAGGAAGCUCGUCUUCGGCAGAGGGACCUUGGAGCGCCUGACAGAGAAAAUCAGAGGGUCCCCGGAAAUCACCGCCGUCUUCCUGAAUGUGGAGAGGAUGGCUGCACCCACCAAGAAAGAACUGGAAGCCGCCUGGGGUGUGCAGGUGUUUGACCGAUUCACGGUGGUUCUUCAUAUUUUCCGCUGCAACGCCCGCACCAAGGAGGCCCGGCUGCAGGUGGCGCUGGCCGAGCUCCCCCUGCUCAGGUCCCACCUGAAAAACAACGUUGCCCACCUGGGCGGACGAGGACGGGACUCUCGCCACAUCAUGGGGUCAGGAGAGUCUUUCAUGCAGGUGCAAGAGCGCCUCCUGAAAGAUAAGGAAGCGAAGAUUCGGAAGGCCCUGGACAGACUCCGCCGGAAGAGGCUUCUUCUGGGGCAGCAGCGGAGGCGGCGGGAGUUCCCUGUGGUCUCCGUGGUUGGAUACACGAACUGCGGAAAGACCACGUUGAUCAAGGCCCUGACAGGGGACGCCGCCAUCCAGCCCCGGGACCAGCUGUUUGCCACGCUGGACGUCACAGCCCACGCGGGGUGGCUGCCCUCCCGGCUGACUGUCAUCUACAUGGACACCAUUGGCUUCCUCUCCCAGCUGCCCCACAGCCUGGUCGAGUCCUUCUCGGCCACCCUGGAGGACGUGGGCCAUUCGGUGAGUGUGGAGGGCCAGGUCGCCUCAAAUACCCACCAACAGGAGGCAGGUCCCCUCAUCCCAACAUCACGGGCCUGGGUCCCCUCAUCACAACAUCACGAGCCUGGGUCCCCUGAUCACAGCAUCACGGGACAGGGUCCCCUCAUCACUGCAUCACAGGGACACGGUCCCCUCAUCACAGCAUCACGGGGCAGGGUCCCCGCAUCACAGCAUCACUGGACAGGGUCCCCUCAUCACAGCAUCACGGGACAGGGUCCCCUCAACACAGCGUCACAGGACAGGGUCCCCUCAUCACAGCAUCACGGGGCAGGGUCCCCUCAACACAGCAUCACGAGCCUGGGUACACUCAUCACAGCAUCACGGGACAGGGUCCCCUCAUCACAGCUUCACAGGCCUUGGUCCCCUCAUCAUGGGCCUGGGUCCCCUCAUCCCAACAUCACGGGGCAGGGUCCCCUCAUCACAGCAUCACGGGACAGGGUCCCCUCAUCACAGCAUCACGGGACAGGGUCCCCUCAUCACAGCAUCACGGGGCAGGGUCCCCUUAUCGCAGCAUCACGGGCCUGGGUCCCCUCAUCACAGCAUCACGGGGCAGGGUCCCCUCAUCACAGCAUCCCGGGGCAGGGUCCCCUCAUCGCAGCAUCACGGGGCAGGGUCCCCUCAUCACAGCAUCCCGGGGCAGGGUCACAUUACACAAAACUUCACGAUGACUGGAUCCCCCCCAUCCCUGGCCCUCAGCGAGCUGUGCUCUGUACGAGUGUAAGUGCUGUGAAGGCAAUGCUAAUGAAGAAGGGGUUCUCUGCACCUUUUGGCUGCACUGGGGCCCCGAGCCAGUGAACCCUGGCAUUUACUCAGGGUACAGGGGCUGCGGGGCCCUCCGGGUGACAGAUGCCCCAGCACCUUCGAGGUCACAGCAGCUGAGCCUGAGGGCCACGUGCAGCUGCCAGCACCGUCCUCAAAAGUGUCUGAAAAUCUAGAACUGAACUGAAACGCUGAUUAAAAGAAAAUUUAAGUUCAUCCAAAAAAAGAGACAACCCAGAAGCGAACCCCCCAAAUUGUGAAGGGCACGUCCUUCCUGUGGCAGAAUUACUACCCUCAGCUGCUCUUUCUCCUUUUCUGUCUCUUCUGAAUUUUGCAUAAGGUACCUGCCUGUAAAACGUGUGGAAUAGGGGUGGAAGCCUUUUUAGAACGUGAGCUUGGUUUCACAGAACAGUGGAGCAGCCCGGAGCCUCGAGCACAGCACCCGCCGGGUGCGGGGUUGGUGACGGGGGCAAGUGGCCGCACGCAGGCGUAUGGCCAGCACCUGCGGGGCGGGGACACGAGGCGGCCCCUCAGUCCGGGUGCACCUGGAGCGGCAGCCUGGCCCGGAACGAGGGGCACUGGGGGGCUCCGUGCACGGCAGAGCGGCUCUGUGGCCUCAGGUCCCACCCUCCCUCUUGGGGCACAAGCCUCCGUGGGGCAGCCGCACCCACCCCCCAGGGAGAGCGGUGCGCAGCCCCCAUCGUGGGCCUGGCGGGUCCUCCCGAGCGGGGCCGGGCACCGCUGGCCCCGAGCUCUCCGACUGCCUGGCCCCUCUGGUCCUCAGGAUCUGAUCGUCCACGUGCGAGACGUGAGCCACCCCGAGACAGAGCUGCAGAAGGCCAGCGUCCUGUCGGCCCUGCGGACCCUGCAGCUGCCGCGCCCGCUGCUGGACUGCAUGGUGGAAGUGCCCAACAAGGUGGACCUGGU
Orcinus orca (killer whale) is the source of this 2887-nucleotide messenger RNA. RefSeq names its product GTP binding protein 6 (putative) (gene GTPBP6). The transcript has 7 exons. The record is from RefSeq and is a predicted model, not a curated record. Bases 20 to 1996 code for a protein of 658 amino acids. Gene Ontology annotation, cellular component: cytoplasm. Gene Ontology annotation, molecular function: ribosome binding; GTP binding. Lineage: Eukaryota; Metazoa; Chordata; Mammalia; Artiodactyla; Delphinidae.